AGACGAGUCACGAUGCAGAGACCGGGGAUUGUGGGAGUCGCUCUCAACCACCAGGUCACAGCGUUCAACACGCUAAGGACUUUGCAGCAGAACCGCAGCUCAGAACACUGUGAUCUCAUACAGGAACCCAACCUGCAGCCCAAUAUUGGCCCCGGGGUCACUGACUUCAACGGUGAAUGGACCGGAGAAGGGACCAGCACGGGUACAACUGCCAGGAGGCUCAUACCGGACUCAAGCCCCGCCCCCGCCGCCACAUCCAUCCCCCGGAGGGCACGAGCUUCAGCCUCAGCGGGUAAUAAAGUCCCUACAUUGGCGCAGAUGGUAUCGCAGAACCGGCUUUCCAGAGUCACCAACUCCACCGCACAACUUUUACUGGUAGAAGAGAACAUGUUGCUGCACCUCCCGCCCGAGCGACCCCUUGUCAUUCAGCUGAAGGAUAGCAUUGAGUUCAGAAACAUCUGUACACACAUGACUCUUCAGGUGGAGGAUUGGAAGUUUGAUAAGGAUGUGAGUGAGGCCCAGCAAUGCUUAAGGACAAUCAUCAGCAAUCUGAUCACUGCCCUCUCAACCUUGAAUUCAGAGUUUUGUGAUACAGCCAAAGAGGAUCUGCACUCCAUACUGAAAAAUCUCCCCGAGGCCUGAACAACGAACAGACUGGUUCAUAGAACAAUGUGGAAUGGAAAGCUGGUGUGACCUGUGCAAUUAAUUGCCUACAAGGAACAAACAGACGGGUAUAUUCCAUUGCAUGAGCAGCAUAGGGACAAGAUGCCUUCUAUAAUGUCCAUAACAAGACUGCGGGCAGUGGCUGACUGACGGACAUCCAUUGCCCUAUUUGGCAAAAAUUUUUUAGUUUGUCCUAAAUGGCACAAUGAUAUGUCAUGAGAAUCAAUAUGCUCUGGGGCUGUCAGCUGCUACUGGGAUUUUAGGGCUACAGCAGCUGUUGUAGGAUGGACGGUACAGCCCUGAGCAUGGGUCUCAAAGGUCCUGAGUAUAACAAGGAAUGUUCAUUUUUAUUUGCUAACAGUAUUAGCUGUCAUAUUUAUUUAAAAUGUAUUAUUUUAAAUCCUGUUAUGUGAAAA
Molecule: messenger RNA, 1079 nt
Organism: Xenopus laevis (African clawed frog)
Lineage: Eukaryota; Metazoa; Chordata; Amphibia; Anura; Pipidae
Gene: dleu7.L
Product: deleted in lymphocytic leukemia, 7 L homeolog
Source: RefSeq, marked predicted